GUCAGCAUCAGGAGAAACAUCACAAGCAGAAUCAGUAGCAUUACAAGCAGAAUUAUCAACAUUAGGAGGAGCAGCACAGUCAGAAUCAGCAGCAUCAGUAGGAACAUCACAAACAGAAUCAGUUGCAUCACAAGCAGAAUCAGCAGCUUUAGGAGGAGCAGCACAGUCAGAAUCAGCAGAAUCAGGAGGAGCAUCACAAUCAGAAUCAGUAGCAUCACAAGCAGAAUCACUAGAAUUAGGAGGAGCAGCACAGUCAGAAUCAGCCGAAUCAGGAGGAGCAUCACAAGCAGAAUCAACAACAUCAAGAGAAGCAUUACAAACAGAAUCAGCAGGAUCAGAAGCAGAAUCACUAGCAUCACAAGCAGAAUCAGCAGGAUCACAAGCAGAAUCAGCAGCAUCAGGAGGAUCAUCACAAGCAGAACCAGCAGCAACACUUGAAGAAUUGGCAGGAUCAGGAGGAAUAUCACAAACAGAAUCAACAACAUCAAGAGAAGCAUUACAAACAGAAUCAGCAGGAUCAGAAGCAGAAUCACUAGCAUCACAAGCAGAAUCAGCAGCAUCAGGAGGAUCAUCACAAGCAGAAUCGGUAGCAUCACAUGCAGAAUCAGUAGCAUCACAAGCAGAAUCAGCAGCAUCACAAGCAGAAUCAGCAUCAUCACAUGCAGAGACAGCAGCAUCAGGAGGAACACCACAAGCAGAUUCAGUAGAAUCACAUGCAGACUUAGCAGCAUCACAAGCAGAGUCAGCUGUAUCACAAGCAGAAUAUGCAUUAUCAAGAGGAGCAUUACAAAAAGAAUCAGAAGCAUCACUGGGAGUAUUAGCAGGAUCAGCAGGAGCAACUGGACUUACAGGAUUACUGGCAGGAUCAGGGCUUGUUACAGGAGAAAAAUCUGCUAUUUUUGGAUCACAUAGGCACAGACAAUUACAGACAGAAGCAGUAGAGAUGAGAGACAUAUUUCCACAGACAGAGAGGUCACGGACCAAGAAGACAGAAAGAGAACAGCUUCUACUAAUGCCAGAUUCAUCUGAAAACACAGAUACGUGUGUAACAGGAAAGAUAAUCCCUGAGCAAAUGACUGAAGACUCUACAUCUAAUGACUCAGUAAAAGGAGAACACAAGGAAACCACAGGAGUCAGACCAGAUCAACACCUACAACAGGAAAAGAUUGGAAGAGAAAAAAUAAAGCAUUUAUUUCACAAACUUCAUCUUGAAGGCAAGCGCUGCAAUAAACUGAUAACUUCAGAUGUCCUUCAGAUAACUGAACAUUCUUUACAGUUCCAUGAGUCUUGUGCUGAGGAGGAGCUGGUUCAGACUUUCCUACAAAAAGUACUCAUGAUGAACUACAGAGCAAGAUACAUUCAUGUUAAUAAGACAAGUCAACAGGAUCACACACAAGAAACACAUAUUGACUUAUCUGAAGAUAAUGUUGAUAUAUUCAAGGCAGUGUCCUUGUCAGACAAAGGAACAAUGCAGCCUGAGCACAUUCACCCAAUGGAUGUUCAGAUGGCCGUGUUUCACUGUGCUGAUGGUUUCCUGAAGCAGAUGAUGGUGACUAAACUGUCCCAGUGUCAGUACGCUUUGCCUCUGCUUGUUCCUGAUCCAUUCACUCAACAGACUGAGUUUCCUCUCUGGACAUUCAGACAAAUCAACAAGAGCUGGAAGAUGAGAAGCAUCAACAAUGAAAUCAUCAGUCAAACCCAGCCCAUCUACAAGGCAGAAACUCCAAUGGUGUUUUUCUUCAGGUUUGGCUCUGUGUCUUCAUCCAAGUCUCAGCUGAUGAACAGUCUGAUCAAUGAGAAACACAACACGUUCUUCCACAGGAACUGCCCAGGCAGCAGCAGAACCAGAGUCUUGUUGGAUGGAGUGGUGGAGAUCGCCUGGUUCUGCCCUUCUGGGAAAAACACAGAUAAAUUCACUGAGUGUGUAGCAUUCUGUAAUCUACAUGGUGAUGCAGGAGACCAUGAGAAAAAGCUGCAGAUCCUAACUGAAAUUAGCUCAGUCAAUGUUGUUCUUCUUCCACAACUUGACAGGAAUGACAGACAUGCAGCAAAGAUCCAAAACCUGUACAAAGGCAGAAAGCCCCUCAUUUGUAUUUUUACAAAGGAUGAAUCUACUGUAACAGAGAUGAUGAAAGGGAAAUACAAAAUUGGUUUGAAAAACAGAAGUCAGUCAGAUGUAUCUGAAGAACUCAGAAGAAUUAUAAAUGAUUGUGUCUCAGAAUCGUCUCACACUUUCAGACUUGAAGAUGUGUCCAAACACCCAGAUGUCAGAGUAGAUGAAGAAGAUGAUGAUGACUGCAGGAGAGGAAGAGAAGCAGCACAGCAGAUGAUGAGUUUACUGGAGAAGAGGGAUCUGAGAGAAAUCAAAGACUCAUUUCUGCCUCAUCAGGGGAAACUGUGGCAUCAGUGGAGUCAGAAGAACAGAGAACUACAUCGCCCUCGAACAGAAGAGAUAGAAAUAUACAUCAGUAGAAAACAAACAGAAAUGAUGAAUAUUCGUCAACAGCAGCAUUCAUUUAAAAUCAGUGACUUCAUUAAGUUCCUCACUAAAAAAAUGAACUCAGAUGCUGAACACGAGAAGAUGUUUUUCCUUAAAUGGCUCAGAAUCCUCUUGGAUGAAUAUACUUCAGCUGACCUUUCUGCUCUACAUCACAAAUAUGAUGAAACAUGGUCAAAAGCUAUAAAACUGAAAAAGAAACAUGGUAAAUCUGAACAACGCAAAGCUGAACAAAAAGACCUUGAGAAAAUAUCCGAGGAGCUUCAAGCUGUGACCUUUGGUUUGGAGCACAUCAUGAGAGAAAUCGCUCAGAUCUAUGAAUCAUGUUCAUUUGUUAAUGAGAACAAGAAAGACCUCCAGGUUAACUUCUCUUCUCUCCCAACUCUUGCAGCAGAGAUGAUGAUCUCUGGAUCUCCACUGGAGCUGAUGGAUGGAGAUGCUGCUCAUGUUCCUGUGAUCUGGAUCUCUGCUGUUCUAGAUGAACUCGUCCAGAAACUGGGAGACCAGAGAGUCUUUGUGCUGUCAGUUUUAGGGCUUCGAGGCUCUGGGAAAUCCACCAUGCUGAACGCCAUGUUUGGACUGCAGUCUGCCGUCAGUGCUGGCAGGUGCACCAGAGGAGCCUUCAUGCAGCUGAUCAGAGUCUCAGACGAGAUGAAAACACAGAUGAACACUGACUAUAUUCUGGUUGUUGAAACAGAGGGCCUUCAUGCUCGAGAACUGGCUGGAAGAUCAACAAAAGAUCAUGACAAUGAAUUGGCAACAUUUGUUGUUGGUCUUGGAAAUCUGACUCUGAUCAACAUCUUUGGAGAAAACCCUUCUGAGAUGCAGGACAUUCUUCAGAUUGUUGUUCAGGCUUUCCUGAGGAUGAAGAAGGUCAGACUGAAUCCCAGCUGUGUGUUUGUGCAUCAGAACAUUCCAGAUGUCAGAACUGGAGGGAGAAACAUGGAGGGAAGGAGACGACUGCAGGAGACACUGGAUGAGAUGACAAACCUCGCUGCUAAAGAUGAAGACUCUGAUGCAGAAUGUUUCAGUGAUGUCAUUAGAUUUGAUGUUCAGAAUGAUGUGAAGUAUUUCACUCCACUCUGGGAGGGAAACACACUAAUUGCUCCUCCAAACCCUAACUACUGUGAGAACAUUCAAGAAUUAAAGAAAUCUAUUCUUUCUCAUGCCACACAAUCACAUGGAAUGAUGCUGGCACACUUAAAAGAUCAUAUUAAAGAUAUCUGGGAGGAUAUACUAAAUGAACGAUUCAUCUUCAGAUUCAGAAAUGCUCUGGAGAUUUCAGCCUACAGGAAACUGGAGACCGAAUAUAGCAAGUGGUCGUGGAGUCUUCGCAGAGCCAUGAUGGAAUAUCAGAACAAGUUACACAACAAAAUAGAAAAUGAAGUAAUUCAUGAGGUUGAUGAAACUGAUCUUCAAAGAGAACUAAAGAAGACAAGUGAAGAAGUGAGUAAAUCAAUGUCUGAAUUCUUUGAGAAAGACAAGGAUAAAGAUAUACUGAUUCAGUGGAAAACAUCAUUUGAAAUCAAAAUCAAAGAGCUUCGGGAAAACAUUAUCAGAGAAACAAAGAGGAAAUUACUUGAGAUUCUUCAGCAGCGAGACCUGAAGAAAAUGAUUGAUGCUUUGAGGACGCGACAUGAAAACACUCUCUAUGAAAGGAGCAAAGAACUUGCCUUAAAACUCAAAACCAAAGCAGACGAUGAAGAAAGACUGAAUAAAAAGUUUGAUUUGAUUUGGAAACAGAGUGUGAAGAAGAUCAUCAAAGACACUCCUGCAAUCAAAGACAUUGAUAUAAUGAGAGAUGUGAGAGAGAUCCUCAGUGCCAACUAUGGAACUCCUGUAGAUCACUCGAAGACGAGAAGCGAUGUUUUCUCAGUGAUGAGUUAUUAUGAUUAUGUAAAGGUAAAAAGAUCCAGUGGAUUUUUCUCAAAAGCUAAAGAGAGUCUUGGUUAUGCUCUAUCAAAAGAGGAUGACAUCCAAAUAAGAUCAUUCGUUACAGAUGUUGUUCAGCAGACAGACACAAUGAUUCAGUCAUUUAAUAUUUCAGAGAUGGGAUACAACAUCUGCUGCAUUCAACAACUCACAGAUUAUAUCAAGAAAAGAGUAACAAAAUAUGAGGAAGGAUCUAUGAAAUGUGUGUUCAAGAAACAAUUCUUCAUUGAUUUGGUUUAUUCCAUCUGUAAGAGAGCAAAUGAAAUGAUUACUGACCAGCACAGACUGUUCAGAGAUGCCAAUGAUCCUAUCAUAUAUUUUGACAAGAAAAUAAAAAAUUACUACAGUAUUUUCCAGAAAUACUGUCAUGGAGCUGCAUCAGCAUCAAUUUUUGGAGAGAUCAUCUGUCAGAAACUUAAAAAGUCCAUUGAGCAGAGUGUCUACAAGAAGACUGCCAGAGAUCUGACAGAUGAAAUGAGAAUGAACUGUGAAUCACUGAAUGGAAACCGAUCAAAUCUGGAGAAAAACAUCUUGAAGACACUGGCAGAAGAGGAGGAUUUUGACAAAUACAUGAACUACAUUCACAAUCCCAGAGAUCUCUUCAAGAGUUUCAUCAGAGAUGAGGUCAGUCAGUACAUCACUGAUAAGUUCAGUCUCAGUGUUUUCCCCAGGAUGAAGGACAACAUUGAACUCCUGCAGCAGAAGAUCAUGAGAGCAGCACAUGAAUCUACUGAACAUGUUCAAGAGAACAGAGGAGAUGCUGGUUUGUGGUUGAAGAGUUUCACACAGCAGCUCUCAGAUGAGCUGAUCUUCUCUGAAGAACACUUCAGUGGAGUGAAACUUGAUUAUGUUGAUUUGAAACUCCUAGAAGAUGUGAUACGACAAGAACUUACUGCUUUAAUGUCUGAGAUCAGCAGUAGAUUCAACACAGAGACAUUUCCAGUAGAUCUGGACUAUAAAUUCAGGCCAGAUGAGAUUGUAAUUGACCACUUGUGUCAUUGCUGUUGGGUUCAGUGUCCGUUCUGUGGAGCCACAUGCAACAAAACCUUAGAAAACCAUGAUGGAGAUCACAGUGUUGGUUUCCACAGAGUAACUGGAAUUGCAGGGUUAUUUUACAGAGGAUCAAGAGACUUAGCUGUUAAAAUCUGCACAUCAGCAGUAGCAAACAGAAAUCAGUAUUUUUAUCCCAAUAACUCAGAUAAUUUACUCCCCAGCACAGAAUACAGAAAAGCAGGAGGAGUUUAUGCAGACUGGAGCAUCCCCCCAGACCUGUCUGAUCUGCCUUACUGGAAGUGGUUUGUGUGCAGAUUCAAAGACGAUCUGGAAAAAAUCUACGAUAAAACUUUUGUGUGUAGUGAGAUUCCAGACAAAUGGAGAAAAUACUCAAAACAAGAAGCGAUUCAAAGUCUGAAUCAAUACAUCUAAUGAAGCCGAUACAGAAUGAUACUGUAUGCUGUUGGAUUCUCCUCUGAUCACAGUCAGAAAUGAGUUUCUAUUACACAUCAGUUAUACUCUGAAAUCAUCAGCAAAUACACUGGAUACAAGAGGUUUAAUGACAUCUCUCAAACUAAAUGUGUUCAGUUUUACGGAAUUAAAAAAUUACAGAUUUGAAUUGUGUCAGUUUGAAUUAGACAUGUAACAUUUAAAAAUAUUUAGUUUUGUUUUUUGUUUUUGGUCAUUGCUAGAUUUGUAUUUUUUCUGUAUUUUUGAGAGGUGAAAUGACCUUAAAAUAUUCAGAUUUUAAGUUUUCAAAUGAAUAAAACAUUCAGAUUAAGUAAACAUGAUCUUUAAAAGCAUAAUUUAAAUUGAUUAAUAAUAUUUUUGAAUAAUUCACUUAAACAAUGAAACAUUUAAUGGAAAAAAAGAAAACGUAUUACUUAAUAUCAAUACAUCUAAUGCUCUAUU
This is a messenger RNA of Carassius carassius (crucian carp), 6334 nucleotides long. Its product is annotated as interferon-induced very large GTPase 1-like. The record is from RefSeq and is a predicted model, not a curated record. Gene Ontology annotation, molecular function: GTP binding. Bases 944 to 5854 code for a protein of 1636 amino acids. NCBI's taxonomy places the organism in Eukaryota, Metazoa, Chordata, Actinopteri, Cypriniformes, Cyprinidae. The transcript is spliced from 4 exons.